Loa loa (African eye worm) is the source of this 462-nucleotide messenger RNA. RefSeq lists its product as hypothetical. The coding region runs from base 1 to 462 and encodes 153 amino acids. NCBI's taxonomy places the organism in Eukaryota, Metazoa, Nematoda, Chromadorea, Rhabditida, Onchocercidae. The transcript has 4 exons. The record is from RefSeq and is a predicted model, not a curated record.
AUGCCACCCCAGAAAAGUUUGAUAGCCGAACUGCUGAGAAAACAAGCAAAACCGGAGCAGGUGGAACGCGAACCAUCUGUCGGUCCACAUGAACAGGAGAGUUCUUAUUAUAACCUUGAUCUGCACGUUGGUGAUGACGUUCGAUUGUCGCAGUCAACCAUUGCCACUUUUUCAAGUACCAGUGAUCAGUUCUCCCCAAUCUCUACGGGGAACAUUCAAAAGAAUACUUAUCAGUGUCCACUGAGUAACAUAGAUACGAAAUCCCACGAGUUCCCGGAACUCAGUGAUUCCGGUUCUGCCGAGCUACCCACUGGUGGUUCUUAUGAUUCAUUAAAUUCGCACAAUGCAUUCGAAAUUUUUGCAUGGAAUCAAAAGAAGAAAUGGGGGAAUCCCGAGGGAACAACCAUGCUUGGAACUGUAAGCGAAUAUUGCUACUGCUCAAGCAAUAACCAGCCUUAUUAA